Oncorhynchus kisutch (coho salmon) is the source of this 5813-nucleotide messenger RNA. Its product is annotated as protein FAM83H-like. Gene Ontology annotation, cellular component: keratin filament. NCBI's taxonomy places the organism in Eukaryota, Metazoa, Chordata, Actinopteri, Salmoniformes, Salmonidae. The record is from RefSeq and is a predicted model, not a curated record. Gene Ontology annotation, molecular function: protein kinase binding; keratin filament binding. Gene Ontology annotation, biological process: positive regulation of cell migration; protein localization to cytoskeleton; intermediate filament cytoskeleton organization.
ACCCCUGUACCCUAACCCCUGUACCCUAGCCUCUAACCCCUUUACCCUAGCCCCUUUACCCUACCCUCUUUAUCCUAGCCCCUUUACAUUAGCCCCUUUACCCGACCCCAUCAUGGCCCACAGAUCCCAGAGUUCGGACUUCGGGGACAACCCCCUGGACCCUAACUUCCUGCCCCCCCACUACAGAGAAGAAUACCGUCUCGCCAUUGAUGCUCUGGUGGAGACAGACCUAAAGGGUUACUAUGAGUUCCUUCAGACAGCAGACGUGGUGGACUUCCUUUGUCAACCGGAGAUGGAACACAUCAAGACCACCGUCCAGACACCCAGCCAGGCCUCCAACGUACCAGAGCUGUCUUAUCAUGAGGCAGACGCAGACGGCUCGUCUGACACCUACUGGCCGUUGCACUCUGACACGGCGGCCCCGGGGUUGGACCUGGGCUGGCCCCUCCAGGCACACAGCUUCAUCGGCCCCACAGAGGUCACGACCCUGGUCAACCCCAGCGACCCCGACAUGCCCAGCAUCAAGGAGCAGGCCAGGAGGCUCAUCAAGAACGCACAACAUGUGAUUGCCGUGGUGAUGGACAUGUUUACAGAUGUGGAUCUGUUUGCUGAUUUGCUGGAUGCCACGGCGCGUCACGUCCCCGUCUACAUCCUAUUGGACGAACAGAACGCCCAUCACUUCGUCUCCAUGGUGACUAACUGCAAGAUCAACCUAGACCUUGUCCAUAUGAUGCGUGUGCGGACUGUGGCGGGGAUGACGUAUUUCUGUCGGACAGGGAAGUCGUUUAAAGGACAGGUGAAAGACCGCUUCCUAUUGGCUGACUGCAGGGCCGUGCUCAGCGGAAACUACAGUUUCAUGUGGUCCUAUGAGAAGCUGCAUCGCUGCAUCGCUCAUCUCUUCCUGGGAGAACUAGUCACCACCUUUGACGAGGAGUUCCGCAUCCUGUUCGCCCAAUCACAGCCUCUCACCGUAGACCACGCCCUAGUGCCCGUCUCCUCUGACAGCAGCAGCAGCAGUUACUACAGCAACCAGUUCGGCAUGAAGGGGCCCCUUCGACACCCUCGGGGUUUUCAACGACACACCCCGGAACUUACAGGCUACCCCUUCGGAGGAGGAGGAGAAACAGAGCGUUCUGCAUUCCGUAGGGAUGACCUGUUCCGACAUGCCAUAGAAUCCGGAGGAGGACUGAAUCUUGGGACGUUUGCAGCGUCACAGCAGUUCAGGAUGCAGCAGUCCUUCCUGGAGCAGGGCCGCUCCAUGGUCUCCAGGCAGAUGGAGAUAAGUGCCAGUGACUAUAAGGGCCAAAGCAACGCAGAGGGAACCCAGGAGAGCUACUCCUCGUCCAGACAAUACAUGAAGCACAGAGUCAUCAACAACCAGGAGGAGACAGAGCAGCACUACCACAGGGAGCAGAGCCAGUCCAGCCACUACUACCAGGGUGGUGAGGGACCUGGGUUAAUGCCGGGGCUGGGCUCAGGGCUGGGCUCAGGGCUAGGCUCAGGGCUGGGAGGACAUGGGUCAGGCCAUGGACACUACGACAGGCUGAGGAACAGACAAGCGCUGGACCAGUACUCUGACUCAGGCUACCCUCAUGAGGAACCUCCUGGUCCAGAGGACUACGGCAGAGACUACCUCUCCUCUCAGGACCUGAAACACAACCCGGGACCACCACCGGCAGGGGGGAGGUACGGAGGUGGCAGCGACCACAAGAGGCCGACGGUGGGCCAGCCCUACGUCUGCCAGUCCUCCCCCACCCAUCCCAACCCCCCAGAGAAGCAGCUGUUCCCAGUCCCAGCAGUGGCAGACCAGGACCCCAAAGCCAGACAGGGCCUCCGCAGCUGGAGGAUCAACUCCUACCUCAGCACCUACGAAGACACAGGAGAGGAGGGGCUGCCACAACCUCUGGGCCCUGAUGCUUUCCAAGACCCAGAGUCUGAGGGGAACACAUACGCCAGUGAGGGGCCUGUAUCCCGCUUUGAAGCGAGAGAGCCUCCGAAUGUCCCCUCCAAGCCUAGACCGGAUAUCCGACCACCACGGUACGGCAAGCCCUUCGCACCCGAGAGCACGAGAAAGGACGGGGCCGACAGCUGGAACAUAGAACGGGAGAGAGCGAGAGAGAAAGAUCGGGAGAGGGAGGUGGGGGGGAGGGAGGUUGGGGUGGAUGUGGAGAUGCCAUCGUCGAGGGAGGCUUCGGGAGAGGUUGUGCUCUCCAAACACGAGUCGUUCCGGACACGGAUCAACCCGAUGCUCCAGAGAAGCUCCCGGCUGCGCUCCUCCCUCAUCUUCUCCUCCUCCAAGACGGAGACCCACCUGGGAGGCCUGGCAGUGGCCAAUGAGGAGGAUGAGGAAUCCGACAUGCUACGCACCACCUCCAUCGUCCAACAGAUCCUGGAGAAGAGAUUUUCCCGGGAACCCUUCGAGUGGCGGAAGAAGGCAGAGGAGAACGAGAGAGAGAAGAAGAAGAAAGACGAAGAGAAAGAGGUUGUGUUGAAAGAGGAGGCUAUGCCCCCCAUAGUCGCCCCAGCAUCGAUAGAGCCGCCCCAGCCGUUGAACAUGAAUGACCCUGCCAAUAGACUGCAGUACUUCAAGGAGCUGGCUGCUAAGAGAAACGCAUCCAAAGAGGCCGCGAUGAAAGGACCACUUCAGAAGACACCAGACCUCUCAAACACUACUUCUUCCACCACCUCCUCCUCCAUCACCACCUCUUCCCCCUUCUCAUCCUCUACCACCACCUCUUCCCCCACCACCACCUCCUCCUCCUCUACCACCACCUCUUCCCCCAACUCCUCCUCCACCACCACCUCUUCCUCCACCACCACUUCCUCCACCACCACUUCGUCCACCACCACUUCGUCAACCACCACCACUUCCUCCACCCCCAACCCUUCCCCCACCACCAUCUCAGCCCCCAAAGUCCCCUCUUUCUCUGUGAUUGCUCCAGAGCCUGCCCCGAUGAAACCACAAGUCCCAGCCACACUAGAGCGAACACGCAAACUGUCCAUCACCUCAAGAUUCAAAACCUUUGAGCCUUCUACUACCACAGUGCAGAGGAAAGACAGCAGCUCAGAGUCACAGAGGAAAGACAGCAGCUCGGAGUCACAGAGGAAAGACAGCAGCUCAGAGUCACAGAGGAAAGACAGCAGCUCGGAGUCACAGAGGAAAGACAGCAGCUCAGAGUCACAGAGGAAAGACAGCAGCUCAGAGUCACAGAGGAAAGACAGCAGCUCAGAGUCACAGAGGAAAGACAGCAGCUCAGAGUCACAGAGGAAAGACAAGGAGCCCAGUAAGAUUCUGAAGCCUUUCUCUUCUCUGAAGCCGUUCAAGAGCUCCCACCCUCGCCGCGUCUCCUGCGAUGAGGAAACGCUAACAACAGAUGCUACAGACGCGGAGAAGAGCGAGCUGAAGAAAUCUCGCUCCCAAAGCUUGUCCAGUAUGUCUCGCGCUGAGUCCAAGGAGGGAAAGAACCUGGGCUCCAGCACCUCCCUCAACACCCUGGGAGGGGAAGGCAAGGUCGACACCAAGCCCCUGGACUUCCUGAAGAAGCAGACCCAGAAACUCAAAGGCUUCCUGGGACCCAAGGACAAGAAGAGCUCCGGGGGUGUGACAUUGGCUUCCAGCGGAGACAACAAGACGAUGAGAACUGUGGUGGAGAGCUCCGAGGAGUCUGGGGCCGCAGCUUCACGCCUAGGUUCCUCUUCUACUGCCGACGCUAAAGCCACAGACUACGUCACUUCCUCAGACAAUCACAAAAUGACAGGUCCGUCUCGAUACCAGACCUCCAGCGGCUCGGUUCUGUUCAGUAGCAACCUGAGAGAUGACACCAAGGUCAUCCUGGAACAGAUUUCUGCCAACAGCCAGAAAAAACCGUCUGGAGAGAGGAGGAGAGGAGGAGAGGAGGCCGGAGGGGAGAAGGGGGUAGACAUGGCAGGAGAGAAAGAAGGGUUGGAGAGGAAUCCGUUGCUUGGGAGGAACCGCUUCCUAAGGCCCCAGGGCAACCCUCAGGAGAGAGACAGCCUGCUGAAGAGGAUGGAGAGCAUGAGGAAGGAGAAGAAGGUCUACAGCCGUUUUGAGAUGGGGAAUAACCUGGGAUAACUAAAGAUGGCCGAGGAAGCUAUUGACUGGAAGCUUAGUGUGCGAGGAGGGCUCACAAACACACACACCAUUCCCAGUUCACCAACAUAUGUGGCAAACGCAUCAUCAGAACCCCCGAAAGAGAGAGAGAACACAAAACACAACAACAGUAGAUAGCUUUGUCAUCAGACUGCAGUCUUCCUGGAUACAGUCAGACACAGUUCUAAAUCUUUAAAAAACGGAAACUGUACCCAUAUGUGUGCCAAAGCUGGUCUUCUCUGGUUGGUUAUGUUGCCUUAUAUGGACUCUAUGGGACAACUCUUCACUAAUUCACUGCAACCCUUCAUCAAACACCUGGAGUGUGAGAGAGAGUGUGUUCAUUUUUUACUGCAAGAAAGCAACUGAAAACAUGCCCAGCCAUAAACCAUGCCUGUACAGACCUGCAAACUCCCAGUGUGUGUGUGUGUGUGUGUGUGUGUGUGUGUGUGUGUGUGUGUGUGUGUGUGUGUGUGUGUGUGUGUGUGUGUGUGUGUGUGUGUGUGUGUGUGUGUGUGUGUGUGUGUGUGUGUGUGUGUGUGUGUGUGUAAACUGGUAAUGCUGAAAGUAUGUCUGUGUGUUUAUACAGUGCCACGUCACUCACCAAACUCAGCACUAUUAUUAACCCGUCUCUGAAGUAAAGACAGUGGAGAGAGAGAGGGAGAGAGAGAGAGACAGAGAGAGAGGGAGAGAGGGGGGGGAGAGGGGGAAAGAGAGAGGUAGAGAGAGAGAGGGAGAGAGAGAGAGGGAGACAGAGAGAGAGAGAGAGAGAAGGGGAGAGAGGGAAAAUACAGAUUGAAGGAGCUGGAACAAGACAGACCGACAGUCAGUAAGAAAGAGAGAGAGAGGGGGGGGGGGAGGGAGAGAGAGAGGGGGGAGAGAGAGAGAGACAGAGAGAGAGAGAGAGAAGGGGAGAGAGGGAAAAUACAGAUUGAAGGAGCUGGAACAAGACAGACCGACAGUCAGUAAGAAAGAGAGAGGGGGGGGGGGGGGAGAGAGAGGGAGAGAGAGAGGGGGGGAGAGAGAGAGAGGGGGAGAGAGAGGGAGAGAGAGAGAGGGGGGGAGAGAGAGAGGGAGGUCUUUACAAAAAGUAGAUGACAAGUUGACAUUGAGACUGUUUUGUUUCAGCCCUGUGUGAAUACAGGUUCCUUGAAAACAUGCAUCCUUCAGUUCCUUUACUUCCUGGUCUGACCUUAGAGAGUUGGAUUGGGUCUGACCUUAGAGAGUUGGAUUGGGUCUGACCUUAGAGAGUUGGAUUGGGUCUGACCUUAGAGAGUUGGAUUGGGUCUGACCUUAGAGAGUUGGAUUGGGUCUGGCCUUAGAGAGUUGGAUUGGGUCUGGCCUUAGAGAGUUGGAUUGGGUCUGGCCUUAGAGAGUUGGAUUGGGUCUGACCUUAGAGAGUUGGAUUGGGUCUGACCUUAGAGAGUUGGAUUGGGUCUGACCUUAGAGAGUUGGAUUGGGUCUGACCUUAGAGAGUUGGAUUGGGUCUGGCCUUAGAGAGUUGGAUUGGGUCUGACCUUAGAGAGUUGGAUUGGGUCUGACCUUAGAGAGUUGGAUUGGGUCUGACCUUAGAGAGUUGGAUUGGGUCUGGCCUUAGAGAGUUGGAUUGGGUCUGACCUUAGAGAGUUGGAUUGGGUCUGACCUUAGAGAGUUGGAUUGGGUCUGACCUUAGAGAGUUGGAUUGGGUCUGACCUUAGAGAGGUUG